AUGCAGGCGGGCACCAAGGAUGGGUGGUCGUGCCAGCUCAAUUUCGCCUACCCUCCACACCUACAGAGCACGGCCGAGGCGGCGACCGCGUUUGACUUGCUUGCGAUGUGGCGCCAGCACCAGAUGGACAAGCCGUUGACCGCCAGGCAGUACAACCUGGGGCUGGAGCGGUACAACGCGCAGCGCGCCGCCCUUCUGCUGUGCAAGACGGCUGACGAGGCGCGGGAGCACGUGCGGCGGCUGCACCACAACGGCACGAUUGCCAGGCUGGCGGCAGACGUGCCGCCCCAGGGCGGCCCCUUGAGCGCCGCGCCAAUGGGCAGCGGGGCCAGCGCCGACCAGGCCAGAGCCGCAGCGGGUCUGGCCCUGCUGGCCGCAGCUGGCGACGGGAAGAAGCGGAAGAAGGGCGGGCGCAGGGGCGUGGCCCCCUCAGGCCCCAAGCUCAACCUGCGAGUGGCGGGGUUCAGGACGGCGGCCGAGGCGGCGGGCGCAGCAGACCUCCUGCUGCUCUGGAGAAGCGCCGCCUACGGCCGCAGCGCCGCCGGGAUCCGCCUCAACUUUGAGGCGGCGCGGUACGGCCAUGGCCGCCUGGGGCAGCUGCACAGGGCCCUGCUGGCGCUGCUGAAUCCAGAGGAGGCCAGGGACCGGCUCAAGGUGGCGAGGGAUGAGGGCAUCUUUGCGGCAGAGGCAGACACCACAGCUGCAGCAGCAAUAGCAGGAGCAGAGCCCACCAGCAGCGGCAGCGAUGAGCACGUCGGCGGCGGCAGGGGCCGGGGCGGCGGCCAGGGCGGGCGCGGCGGCCGGGGCCGGGGCCGGGGCAGAGGAGGGCGGGGCGGCAGGGGCGGGCGCGGCGGCAGGGGGCGCAGCAACAAGCAGCCGCCGCCGGCGCCGCCCAGCAGCCCAGGCUCCACCCUCCUCUCAUCAGAAGAGGAGGAGGAGGAGGAAGAGGCAGCGGCGCCUGCCCCAGCAGCGACCGCGCGGGGCGGCCGUGCCGGCGUGCGGCCCGCUGCCCUGGGCGCGGCACCGCCGUCUGGGCAGCGCUACGGCACCGAGGUUGUGGGGCAGCGUGUGCGGGUGUACUGGUCCAAAGAGGCGGAGUGGUAUGGCGGUACCGUGGUGGCCUACAAGCAGGACAAGGGCAAGCACAACAUCGCGUACGACGACGGCGACAAGCAGCUGCUUGACCUGUCAAAGGAGAGGCUGGAGUGGGGGGGGGAGCCAAGCGAGGAGGAGCAGGAGGAGGAGCAGGAGGAGGAAGAGGAGGAGGAGGAGGAGGAGGAGGAGGAGGAAAAUGGCCCGACGGCAGCGCGGCUCCAUCUCGCCACCACCGCCGACGCCCCCGCCCGCCCCGUGUCUGCGGCCGCGGUGCUGCACGCCGCGCAGGCGGUGCGGGAGAGCGCGGAGCAGAUGAGCGCUGCGCUGCAGGAGGCGCUGAGCGGUACGCCGGGCAUGCGGCAGCGGGACGUGGUCGCCUUCCUGGCCAGGUUCUGGGAGCUGCGGGACCUCAAGCGCAUGGUGUUCAUGUCGCUGAUGCGGCACCACGCCGCCGGCCGCCACGACCUGCUGCGCACCGCCGUCUGGCACUUCACGAGCGCCUCGUGA
Molecule: messenger RNA, 1602 nt
Organism: Chlorella variabilis
Lineage: Eukaryota; Viridiplantae; Chlorophyta; Trebouxiophyceae; Chlorellales; Chlorellaceae
Exons: 8
Coding region: 1-1602 (533 amino acids)
Biological process (GO): DNA repair; mitotic sister chromatid cohesion
Cellular component (GO): chromatin; nucleus
Source: RefSeq, a predicted model, not a curated record